CCAGUCCUGCCUCGCCAUGGACCUGGUGAUGCGUCUCGUGCGCGCUCUGCUCCUGCUGGCCCUGCUGCUGGCAGUAGCCCCCUCGCCAGGAGCGGCCAAGGAGCUCUGCCCAGAGCCCUGCCGAUGCCCAGGCCGCGGGCGGCUGAACUGCGGCCACGCCGGCCUGGCCACCGUGCCCCCGUCCAGUCGCCAACGAGCCCUGGCCGUCCUAGAUUUCACUGGUAACUCCAUUGCUGCUGUUGGAAAACAAGCCUGGAAGGACUACCCAUGGACUGAGACUUUAGUGCUCAGGGACAAUAAGCUGCGGGCAGUGAAGAGCCAUUCCCUGGAGGGGCUGUUCCUGCUGAAGCACCUGGAUUUGUCCUGCAAUGAGAUCCUGUCCAUUGAGGAACGGGCUUUUGAGCCACUGCCUUUCCUGAAGUUUCUAAAUCUCUCCGGGAAUGGCCUCACACGGAUCCGCAGCGGCGCUUUCCAGGCCUGGCAUGGGAUGCAGUUCCUCCAGGAGCUGAUCCUCAGCCACAACCCGCUGGCUGUCAUUGCUGACGCUGCCUUCUUCAAGCUGCCCUCAGUGAGCUCUCUAGACCUGAGUGCCACCCAAGUGACCCCACAGUCGCUGCUGCUGCUGCUGCAGUCCACAGUGAGCUUGGAAACCCUCCAAGUGCCCAAGGAGGCGGCCUGCUGCCUGUGCCAGGAGCGUCCCCAGCCCGAGAGCCCCUGCAGGACCAUCCAGUUCCUGUGCCAGAAGCUGUGCAGCACCAGCGCCCCGCAGUGCGCUCACACAACUCUGCUACAGACACGGGGAGAAAUAAUGGACAUGGAACAACGCAGAGAGCUGAACAGCAGCCCAGUGUUGAGCCUCAAGCCCAAGGAGCCUUCACUGGGAGAUCAUGGAACUGUGACGCUUGAGGUUGCCCUGAUCCCGAGCACUGAGGGUGAUGUCAGCAGCCUGGACAGUUCCAGAACAAAUUCAUUUGCCCUUCAGCAUCUCUUGGGGCACAAAGGCAAAACAAGUGCUGAUAACCUGAGGGCCAAGCUCAAGAAGAAGCUGCACAAGUCUAAAAGCACCAAGACUGCAAAAACCGUUGUCCCACACCAGCCCCAGCCUGCCUGGCUGAAGCAUGUGGUGGAAAAGACACCCUCAAGCUGGGAUCACAAGCAGCAGGAGUCACAUUUGAACCAGCAAGCAUUAAACCCCUGGGAUGUAGCUGGUGGGUUAAACCCCACUCAUGGCAAGUCUCUUGACAGACCCCUCAGAGAUGAGGUGGAAGGUCAAGCUCCAAGGCAGAACUACAUUAUGACAAUCAAAGAGCAGCAGGACAGCCAGCAGAAGCAACUGGACUCAAGAUUGAACUGGCAAAUACUAAACCCCUGGGAUGUAGCUGGUGGGUUAAACCCUAAUGAUGAUGACUCCAUUUCUGGACACCACAGAGAUAAGGAGAAAGAUCCAGCUCCAAGGCAGAACUUUGUCAAUUUUCACAAACAGCCAAAGAAGCAGGACAGCCAGUACUGGGUUGGACAUAAUCGGCUUUUCUACCAGGUGUUGAACCCUGUGAAAGCAGAGGGAGAGCCCAGAGCCACUGGCACCAAAGAUGAGCAGCGUCUAAACAGGAACCUGGAUUUUCUCUCUGACCCGUUGGUUCAGAGCCGCCCCGCUGCGAGCAGCGGAGGAGGAGCCACAGCUGAAGAGGAGCAGUCCUCUCUAGGUGGGCACCUCCUGAUCAUGCCUGACACCACAGACACGCACGGGAAGCAGCAGGAAGAAGGAUCCAGGUUCCUCAAUAAACCUUGGAGCCCCCAAAGUCCAGACCUUGCGCCGGUUCCAAGAGAACUCCUGGAAACCACGGUUGAUCAUCAUCUGCGCUUGCUGCUGCUGGAAAAAAGCCUGCAGACAUUCAUGGCCCAUGUGGAGCGAGCCCGGAGCAAGGACUGCAGCCUGCCCCAGCUCAAGGUGACUUGUGCCAAGAUGGUUUCAAAGACCGGGCUGCUUCUAAAGGUGCUCAGUGAGAGGCAAGAGAACCAGGGAACCUCUGAUCCCAUGGGCCGGUGUCCUCUGCAAGAGAACAUCUCCAGGGGCGCAGCUGUGGACAAGGAUCAGGAGCCCACAGAGAAGCCAAAGCCUGAGACCAUGGAUGACACGAUCACAGUUUUAUUGCUGUCUGUCAUCGCAGUCAUUUUACUGAUACUGAAGGGUCUCUUCCACGUGUGUUCCCGAUGUGCUGCAGCUGUUUGUCGACAGCUACUCAGAAGGAAAUCGUGGCUGAGAAGGUUGUCUGUAAAACUGCAAGAGAGAUGGAGGAAGAACAAGUACAGGGAGGCAGAGGGUGAAGAGCAGGUAAGCGCAGGGAGCAGAUGCCAAUUCUGCUCCUCUGCCUGCACUGCCUGCUCUUCUUCACCUCUCCAAAUCCUUCCCUUCCAUGGCAAUUUCCAGUACUUGCCUGAGCUCAGCGAAGCUGAAUUGCUGUUGGUUCAAUACAUCAUGGACGUCCUUGAUAAAGAGGAAGAAGAAUUGCAGGAACAAAUGCAGAAGGAGAACACAGAUGUCUCGCAGGAAGAGGCACAAUGUGAAGAACUCAAGUGGGGGAGAGAAGAUUUCCAAGGUGUGGAGAACAUGAAAAUGGAAGAAGCCUAAGGAAAUGCUGCUACCCAAAGACAAGGUGCUCCUGCCUGGGCCCUGCCCUGCAUCCAGCACCCCAAGAUCUGGACUCCAUGACUCCAUGACCACUCUCUGCAGAGGAGGAUGCUGCUGGUGGGUGCCAUGCUUAGGACACCCCAAAGUCCCCCUGGGGACUGGGACAGGGAGGAUCCAGGAAGCCCCAGGUGUCCCAAGCAAUCACUGCA
This is a messenger RNA of Vidua macroura (Pin-tailed whydah), 2838 nucleotides long. RefSeq lists its product as uncharacterized. The record is from RefSeq and is a predicted model, not a curated record. Gene Ontology annotation, molecular function: protein binding. NCBI's taxonomy places the organism in Eukaryota, Metazoa, Chordata, Aves, Passeriformes, Viduidae. The transcript has 13 exons. Bases 17 to 2629 code for a protein of 870 amino acids.